GAGAGAGAGUGAGAGAGAGAGGCGGGGUUGCAGUGAUUGUUCUCAGUUGCGCUGUGGAUGGAUGGAGGGAUAGAGGGAUGGAGGGAGUACUGAUGGAGUUGACGGUGGAUUUUUGAAAGUAAAGGAGAAGAAAAGUGUCUCUCUUUUAUUCCUGUCGGACUGCUGAGUGACUUUACCUUCAUCACGAGCCCCAGCGGAGAGAGCGAGCGAGAGAGAGAGCGCAGUGAGGAUGGACAGAGGACAGUAAAAGAAGAGUUUCCAGCCGGUCAGCAGUCUACCUUCUGAUGAGCUGCUGUCCAUAAGUGGUGGCCACCAUGUUAUGUCACCAUGAUGACCACAUUGUUUGGUAACAUAGCUCAGCAGCACAGGAUGCUGGGAAAUACAAAGCGUUUUUUUUCAGCCUCAGAGGACAAGGAAGGGGAGGAUGAGGCGGAGGAGGAGGAGAGGAGGAGGAGAGAGAGGCAGAACGGAGUGAUGGAUGGAGAAGAAGAGAGUCAGAGAGGAGGCCGCCAAUCACGUGAGGGCAAGAUGGAGGGGCUAAAACCAGCUGCUAUCGUGAUCGGACGGCAAAGAGGGGACAGACAGCAGUGGAUGGCCAAUCCCGGCCACCGAGGGGUUCCUUACCCUUACUCGGCCAAUCAGGCGGUACUUCAUCAUCAGCCAGCCAGCCAACCAAUUCCAGUCAAUCAGCAGCAGCUUUACAAAGUUCUCACCAAUCAGCAAGUUCGGAGGCGUCACAUGGAGCGCAGCUUGACCACCAUCAGCCCGCUGGAGGACACAUACCUGACCAUGAUGGUGUUCCGCAUUGGGAUACCUGAUAUAAAACAAACGAAGUGUUUGAGGUUUGAUCCCGAUGCGACCGUGUGGAGUGUGAAGCAGCAGGUGAUGUGCUCCCUGGGUGAAUCCCUGUGGGACGUCUAUAAUUACGGCCUUUUCCAACCGGCCGGAGAGGGGCGGGACGCCUGCUUCCUGGAGGAGGAGCGAUCGCUGCGAGAAUACCCACAAUUCCUCGAGAUGGGCGUGCCUUACCUGGAGUUCAGGUAUAAGAGCAGGGUCUAUAAACAGACCAACCUGGAUGAGAAACACCUGGCCAAGCUACACACCAAGGCUAAUCUGAAGAAGUUUCUGGACUAUGUUCAGAACGGAGCUAUAGAGAAGAUGAGUAAAGCUCUGGAGAAAGGGCUGGACCCCAACUAUCACGACCCAGAGAGCGGAGAGACCCCACUGACACUAGCAGUGUUGGGGGGUCUUAGUGUGGAGGGGAUUCGGGUGCUGCUGCUAAACGGAGCUCAUCACGACUUCAGAGCCAGAGACGGAUUCACUCCACUGCAUAAAGCAGUUAGAGCCCACAACCACACCGCCCUGCUGACUCUUCUGUCUUUGGGGGCCUCUCCAGACUAUAAAGAUCGCUGUGGUCUGACGGCGCUCUACCACUCCGUAUUGACAGGGGGCGACACGUCCUGCUGUGAAACCCUGCUGUACUACAGAGCUCGCCUCGGGGUCCGGGAUGAGAACGGCUGGGAUGAGUCCCAUCAGGCAUGCCAAAAUGGUUUUGCUCAACACUUAGAGCAUCUGCUGUUCUAUGGAGCGGACACCACUUCCCAGAAUGCAUCAGGAAACACAGCGCUGCACAUAAGCGCUCUGUACAAUAAGGAGAGCUGCGUCCGAGUCCUCCUCUACAGGGGAGCCAAUAAAGAGAUAAAGAACAAGCAUGGCCAAACCCCCUUUCAGGUGGCUGUGAUGUCCGGCCAUUUUGAACUUGGAGAGAUCAUUAAAAAUCAUAAAGACACAGAUGUAGUUCCGUUUUUGGAGUCUCCCAAAUAUGCUCCUCAGCGAGUUGAGAGUGGGCGGAUUCUACCUGUGUCUAUGGCCCUCCCCCACCCCCACCCACUCUUACGAGCCAAGAGUGAGAAUACCAUGGCCACGUCCUCUGACAUCGUAGCUCCACCCAUCACUGCACCUGUACAGGGUCAGCGUCGGGCAUCUUUUGCACUCAGGAGCUCCAGUAGUCCUCGCGGGGCCAGAACCCGGUCUCCAUCCCGGGGGAGAGUGGGGGAGCCUGAGAGUAAACAGCAGAAACAGCGCGGUAGGCAGGGGGGUGGUGGGGGUCAGAGGAGAAGGCUGUACAGUGCAGUUCCUGGACGCGUGUUUGUAGCGACGCGAUCACAUUCCGCUCAGGGAGAGCGCGAGAUCAGCCUCAGCAAGGGAGACAAGGUCAAAGUGCUGAGUGUUGGAGAGGGAGGGUUUUGGGAGGGAACAGUUAAAGGUCGCACUGGCUGGUUCCCUUCAGAAUGUGUAGAGGAGGUUCUGCCCCAGAACCAGGAACCAAGACCAGAGAGUCGCAGUGAGAAGGCUAAGAGGAAGUUAUUCCGCCAUUACACUGUAGGAACAUACGACGGGCUGGAGAUACCCAGUGAUUACAUCAUAAAGGAGAAGUCUGUUCUUCUGCAGAAGAAAGAAAAUGAGGGCUUUGGCUUCGUUCUCCGAGGAGCUAAAGCUCAGACUCCCAUUGAGGAGUUCACUCCCACUCCAGCUUUUCCUGCUCUUCAGUAUUUGGAGUCUGUGGAUGAAGGAGGCGUGGCCUGGAGGGCGGGGUUACGAAUGGGAGACUUCCUGAUUGAGGUGAAUGGGGUGAAUGUGGUGAAGGUGGGCCACAGACAGGUGGUCAACAUGAUCCGUCAGGGUGGGAACAGCCUCAUGGUGAAGGUCGUCAUGGUAGCUCGCAAUCCUGAGAUGGAGGAGGUGCCUAAGAAAAAAGCUCCACAGCAGACCAAGCGGCUGACCCCCCCUGCCAUCACCCUGCGCUCCAAAUCCAUGACCUCAGAGCUGGAGGAGAUGGUAGAAAAAGCUGCUUCACCAUGGAAGAAGAAGCCAGAUCAGUCCGAGAGCUCUCAGCCUCCUGAUAAGAAGAGGAGUGUUUACCAAAUGGCACUUAAUAAGCUGGACGAGAUUCUGGCCGCUGCUCAGCAGACAAUCAGCACAUCUGACUCUCAGGGUCACCGGGGUCACGGAGGCAAGAAGGAGCGGAACAAGGGCUUCUAUGCUAAUGAGCAAAGUUUUGACCAAUCAGGAAGUGUUGGCAUGAUGUCAUCAGGGUCUGGGUAUGGUUCUAAUUAUGCCCAGUUUUCAUCAGGCCACGCCCCGCAGCAUGGUAUGAUGCUUCGUCAGAAAUCUGUUGGAGUAGCGGAGGAGGAAAGGGGGCAUUUGCACCCCCCAACUAUGAAACUCUCUCGCAGCCUGUCCGUCCCGGGACCAGAUGACAUCCCACCUCCCCCUGAGACGUCUGCACCAGAACCACCCCUGCCUGCUACCAGGAGAGUGGAGCUAACCCACGCUAACCCUGCCCCUCCAAUGCCCCCUUCCCACUACCUUCCCCAUGGCCAGGUGCCAAACCGGGCCCCUCCACACCCACCCCCUCGCAGGGUGGAGGCUGAUACUGGUAGGAGAGGAGGAGCUAAGAUGGGUGGUCUAAGGCGUGGUUACAGCAGUGCCACGCCCCCCUCUGACAUGGCUCCAAAGCAGCUGCCAGCACAGCGCAGCCAAUCGCCAGGUGUGGCCAAAUCGGCUGGUCGGCGAGGAGGGAAGGGGCCUCUGUUGAAGCAGCGUAAGGUGGAGGAGGGUGGGGCUGGGCAGACAGAAAAGAGCUCAAUCCCCAUCCCGACCAUCAUCGUGAAGGCACCUUCCACCAGCAGCUCCGGACACAGCAGCCAGAACAGCAGUGUGGAGGCAGAGCCUCCUCCACAGCUGGAUGAUGAAGAGGAGGAGCCUCCCAGCCCUGAGACUCCUCCAGGCCUACCACCUGUCCUGCCACCCAUUCACACAUCAGAACGGGCAGAUAUCAGUACUGGAGGCACAGCUAAACGAGAAAGAGAGCGUUACCGAGACUCCCGCAGGAAAAGCACUUCCUUCUACUACUCCUCUGAGGAGGACAUGCUAGAUGAGCCAGACUCUGUCCAAACUCCAUCUGAGUCUGGCACUUCCCCUCGCCUCCGUCCAUCUAAGUCCAUUGAUGAGGGUCUUUUCUCUAGUGAUGCCGGCAGUAUGCCACCUGCUUUUGGGCUGCCGCAGUAUGCAUCUGCCACUCCCCACCAUGCCACCACCUUCAUCCAUCCCCUAACUGGGAAAGUUCUAGACCCUGCAAGCCCCCUGGGCCUGGCACUAGCUGCUCGGGAGCGGGCCCUCAAAGAUGAUCGGCGUACCCGCAGGGAGGAUAGACAUUUUGGCCGACAGUUUUCCACUGCUGGUGCCUUUCCCUCUGCUACCCACAACCCUCAGCACCCACAGCACCCACAGCACCCUCAGCACCCACAGCACCCUCAGCACCCUCAGCACCCUCAGCACCCACAGCACCCACAGCACCCUCUGUACCACCCGGCCUCCUCCACUUACAUGCACCAAUCCCACACUGCCCUCUAUAUGAGUGGCACCGGCACCACUCCUUCAUCUACAGGGCACUCCCCUCUGAGCCGACCCCAGUCUCCCCGGAUGCUCCCCUGGAGUGGGGAGGCUGGGGAUAGAGAAGGCAGAGAAGCUCAGAAGGUACGGUUUACAGCUGACAAAACCAACCAGUAUCAGACUUUCCUUAGAGAUAGGGAAGGGUACGGGAAGGUGCCAACUCAGGCCCCUCGUAGACCCUCCUUACUGCGCAUGGAAAGUGAGGUGAGCAGUAACGCUAUAGGCUAUGUGAGCCAUGCACCCUCUAGCCCUGCCCAGGAACCUGCAAGAGGUGGAGAUAGGGCCGUACAGAAACACAGAUCAACAGACAGAGAGAGAGAUGAAGAAACAGAUGGAGAUCCUGUGGGAGAGAGUGGAGGGGGUGUAAUGGUUUUGCCUCCUCCAGCCCCAUCAGUUGAUGUGGCUGAUGAGUUUGUGUUUGCAGAGCCCCUGCCCCCUCCUCUACAGUUUGCUAAUGGAGAAGACAGAUCAACACAAGGAACAACAGGGUACACCCAUCAACAGCAACAGCAACAUGACCAAAGCCCACAGUCAGCACCACAGUCUCUGCAGGAUCAUAAACUACCCCAGACCCACGAACCCCCAAGACCCACAGAAUCCUCUCAGUCUCUGCCUGAAACGCAGUCCUCACACUUUCACCCCUCUGCAAUUGUUCAUCCUUACCUCUUUCCCCCAUCUCCUCUGCUCCCACCUCCCCAGCUCUGCCCAAAAAUACCCCCGGCUAAUCCACCUCCACCCCCGCAACAAUCCCAGCCACCUCUCCCUUCCCCACAAGCAGGGGACUCUGCUGCCUCCAGUCUGACAUCAUACGACAGUGAAGUGGCUAAUCUGACCCAGUCAGCUCUCUCUCCAUCCCUCCCAUCUCCACAGACAUUCCCUUCAUCCUCCUCUCCCUCUGCUCCACCUACAUCUUCAGACCCCACCUCUUUGCAUAGACCUCAACCACUUUUCUAUCCACCCCAAGACCGCAAUGCUACUCUUACCUAUGCCACGAUGACGACUGCUGCCAUAGCCACAGCAACCGCUGCUGUGGUCACUGUCACCAUGACAACGCCUUCAGCAAGUAUGCCAGUCCUCACGGGGGACCAGCUCCCGCCAGCAACAAAGAGCCAUGACUGGCCAGAAGCAGUGGUGGAUUCUGGGAUUGAGGAGCCGGACAGCCACAGCAGCAGUGACCAUCACACAGAAAAACACAUUAGUGGACAGAAAGAAAAGAGGCAACAAGAGAGGAGGGUUAGCAUAGAGAGUGGCAAACUGAGGGAUGAGGUGAAAGCAGGAAGGAGAGUGUCCCUGGAUUCCUGUCUGUCCAACCCUGACAGACACAAUGUUAAAACACACAAUGACAUGCACUCCAAAAUGCACAUGCACAAAACCAAACCUCCACCACCCCCACACACUAAACCACACACACACAACACAGCCAAAAUACAUGCACACACAGAAGGUGGCCGAAUGGUGCCAACGCUACGGCGACAGACCAGCGCGGCUCCUGGCCUCUACAGGCCAGACGAGGAGAUGAUCGGGGAUAGAGGAGGACUGGAGAUGAUGAUGAAGGCUCCAACUUUUAUGGAUCGACGACUGAACUCUCCACUCUCCAGCAUGAAGGCCAGCAUCAUCAGCGAACUCAGCAACAAGUUGCAGCAGCUAGGGAGUUGGCAGGGCCAAGGGCUGCAGCAGUCCCAAAGGUUUUCAGAAGACCUGUCUUCAUUACUUCCCACAGGUCAUGCCCAGCCAUCCCUCCUCCCCUCCUCUGCUCAGACACUUCAGAGAGCUCUGUCCCCCACUUUACCUACUGUUCCUAUAACCCCGACUAUUAGCCCUAACCCCUUAACUCAGACUCUUACCCCUAACCCCUUAGCUCCAACUAUUAGCCCUAAUUCCUUAACUGCAACUAUUACCCCUAACCCCUUAACUCAAUCUAUUACCCCUAAUCCAUUAACCCCGACACUAACUCCAACCUUACCUUCUAACCCGUUAUGCCCUAAUCCCUUAACAUCACCUCUAACCUCUAACCCAUUAACUCCAAAUCUGAGUCCUAACCCCUUAACUCCUACACUCACAAGUACUCCGGUACCCUCCUCGCCUUUGACACCAACCCUGAACCCAACCCCACUUCCUACUAGCCCUUUGACCCCAACCCUGACCCCUCUUCCUCUCUCACAGUGUUCAGCUCAGCCUCCUGUCUAUACUAACUGGACCCACUCCCCUUCUCCUAUCUCUUUCUCCCACUGUCCUCUCUCUCCUCCCUCUCUCCCCCAUGCUCCUCUCUCUCCUCUCUCCCUUGCCCAUCCUCCUCUGUCCCCUCCAGCUUACGCUCAUCCUCCCAUCUCUCCUAUAUCUCUCUCUCACCCACCUCUUUCUCCUUCUUCUGUGUCUCAUCCCCCUCUCUCUCCUUCCUACUCACCUUACCCCACCUCCCCGAAGCAUCGCGCUAAGUAUCGAGCUAAAGCUAUGGAGUUGUUUUCUGCAUCUGAAUCGCGCCGUUCUGAGUGUCAUGGUCAGCGCCGUCGUGCUCCAAGCCCAUUGAUUUCCUGCUCGGACCGACCUCAGCCAGGUCCACCACGUCCUUCCUCUCUUCCCCUUUUCCCUUCUGCCCCCCUCUAUGGCUCUCCGUUUGACAUGCAGGCCCCUCUCACCCCUCCAUCUACCUCCCAUCCUCUGGCUGAGCAUUUCUUCCCUCAAACUCCACCUCUAAUGCCCUCUUCCUCCCCAGCCCAACCACCUAAUCCCCUGCUAGUCUCUCGCUCUCUCUCCCCUACCCACUUCCUGUCAGGUGGGUCCUCCCCCUCCUGUAUGAGCUACCCACCAACUCUCACACCUCCCCCACCCAAUCGACCUUUUGCAUCCAAACCUCUCCCUUACUGGAGCAAAUACGACGUCGCCGAUUGGCUAACCUACCUGAACCUGGCAGAGCACCGAGAGCGUUUCCUAGACAAUGAGAUUGACGGCUCCCAUCUGCCUUCUCUGACGAAGGAGGACUUCCUGGAUCUCGGAGUGAGCCGUGUCGGACACCGCAUGAACAUUGAACGUGCGCUGAAGAGGCUUACCGACAGGCUCUCCUCUCCUUUCUCUGUCUCCACCGUUUCCUCUGAGGGGCCGAAUGAGCGCCUGCGAGACGAGGGCAGUCAGAGCUGAGGGAGUUUACACUAUAGACAGAACAGGGCUAUGAACUGGGACACCAGUACGAGAGAGAAGAGAGUAUCUCUGAAGAUGGUGUCGUAAUACGAGGAUCAUAGAAAAACUCUAAAAUACACACACAAACACAAUAACAGCAAGACUGAACUCUGCAUUUAACACGGGAUGCUCUUCAAAUCCGUCUUAAUCUGCUCCACCAGUUAAAUUCACCCCGAUCGCCAGAACGAUGGCAGAUAGGAUGUGAUCAGAUGGACGAGUGGGAACUCCAACGCAUUCCUCUCAAUCUUGACCAGGACGGAAGUGAGAGUUGGCUUCCUUGUCGCUGGAAUACUGAUGUGAUUUUGUUUACUCGUGAGGAAGGCAGCGUGAACUCCGAAAUGUAAAGUUUAUUGAUUACUAUAGUAAUACAAUGAUCUUUAUUGUUGUAAAACUGUGUGCAGUUGAUGUUCUUAUCAUCCUUACCAUCAAACACACGCUAACGACGACGAUGAUGAUGAUGAUGAUGAUGAUUAAUGAACAUUAGCUCUAAGAUUUUUAUUUCCAUUCAUAAUAACGGUAACGAUGAAGAUAAUAAUGGUAAUAAGAAUAAUAAUCAGCAUUUAACAGAUAAGUACAUUAACAUUUUAACGCUGUAAGCAUAAUCGGUCUUCCAGAUAGCAGAACGCAGUGAAUUCUCCCUUUGGGUUUAGUUUCUCUUCAUCUGCUCUCUGUACAGCUUACACUCACACACACACACACACACACACACACACACACACACUCACACACACACACUCACACACACACACUCACACCAUGAAUCAGACUCGAACACUCACACCCAUUCAAACGCCGUACAGAUUUAAGUGUGUGUGGGGGGUUUGCUCAGAGAGAAUAGGAUAACUUCAUUUUAUUUGAGAGAAUAUUUUAGGAAAUAGUAAAAUCUAUGAAAUUAUUGAGAACUAUAUACAUUAUGAAGAUGUUUAUGCAGAGUUAUCUAGAUUUAUCAGGUAUUUCUGUUGCUAUGUAAGAAUGAUAAUUAUGAUGGUGAUGAUCUGAGAUUAAUGAUUAAGAUGUUUGAAUAAAUGAUAAUUAUACUCCA
Molecule: messenger RNA, 8671 nt
Organism: Colossoma macropomum (tambaqui)
Lineage: Eukaryota; Metazoa; Chordata; Actinopteri; Characiformes; Serrasalmidae
Product: SH3 and multiple ankyrin repeat domains protein 1
Exons: 28
Coding region: 328-7590 (2420 amino acids)
Cellular component (GO): dendritic spine; postsynaptic membrane; postsynaptic density
Molecular function (GO): ionotropic glutamate receptor binding; synaptic receptor adaptor activity
Source: RefSeq, a predicted model, not a curated record